Molecule: messenger RNA, 1677 nt
Organism: Symbiodinium natans
Lineage: Eukaryota; Dinophyceae; Suessiales; Symbiodiniaceae
Source: the annotation of a GenBank genome assembly
AUGACGCCGGGUUACAUCAACGAGCAGCUUGCCUUCACGUUGUUCUGCUGCAACUCCGCCAUCAGCGCCUGCGGACGCGCCGGGCUCUGGCAACUGGCCCUCGCGCACCUGGCCGCGGUGCCGGACUUGGCAUUGCUGCCGACAGACAUGAACUACAAUGCCGCCAUCACGGCAUGCGAACGAGGGAGCCAGUGGGAGCGAGCCCUGGCACUUCUGGGCGCCAUGCCCACCGCGGCCCUGCAGCCGACGGCCUUCAGCUUCAGUUCCAUCAUCGUGGCUUGCGAGGGCGCGAGCCAGUGGGAGGCUUCCCUGAACUUCCUGGAGCUGAUGGAGAGUCACAUGCUCCCUCCCGACAUGGUGAGCUGGACGGCAGCCAUGGGCGCCUGCGUCAAGGCGGCGAAGUGGGAGGAUUCCCUGGCCUUGCUGGCGCAGAUGACUCGGCGGAAGAUUCCGGUGGACCGGUACUGCUUCAACGCGUUGGCGAGCGCCUGCGAGAAAGCUGACCGGUGGGACGUGGCGCUUUCGGUGCUGGCGAUGAUGAGGGCCAGGCGGCUGCCCCCAGAGAUCGUCACUUACAAUGCGGCGCUUGCCAGCUGCAAGAGGAGCGGGCGUUGGGAGGUGGCCCUGUUGCUGAUGGAGCAGGCGAAGGCAACGUCGAACGCCCUGGACGCCAUCAGCUUCAACUGCCUCAUCGGCACCUGUCACCUGGGCAGCCAGUGGCAGCUCUCCCUCCACUUUCUGCACGCCAUGCCCGUGGCUGCCGUGGAGCCGGAUCGGUCAAGCUACACCGAAGCUGCGGGCGCGUGCGAGAAGUCCUCGCAGUGGCGAGACGCCCUUGAGGUUUUGGCUUCGGCGCUCUCGCAGCAGCUGGUGCCCGAUGGCACCUGCCUGGGCGCCGUGGCUGGUGCACUGCGCAGCGCGAGGGGGGAGGACGCAGCUUUCGAGCUCCUCGAGCAGUUGCGCGGCCGGUGGCGCCAGCAUGGCGAGCCCGACGUCCUGGGCGAAGGCAUCACCGUGCUCGCCCGUCAGCCCGGGGUGCUGGCGAUUUCGAAGCCGGAGGGCAUCAGCACCGAGGAGCUGUUGGAGAGGCUCUUUGGCAGACAAUGGAUCGACGUGGCGCAGACGGUGUCGAGGCUGGACUACCCCACCUCCGGCGUGCUGCCCGUUGCCUUGGGCCCGGAGGGCUCCGCGGCGUGCAGCUGGCUGCAGGCCCAGUUCGCGGCGAAGCUCGUGAAGAAGGAGUACCUGUGCCUUGCUGAAGGGCCCUACCUGGGCGAGGUGGGCGACGAGGGCGCCAUCACCAAGCCGCUGCGGACCGUGGGCGUUGGCUCUGUGAGGACGGAGGUGUCUCCCUCGGGGCGUUAUGCUCGCACAGGUUUCCGGAUCCUCCGACGCUUCACCGGCACUGGCGAUCGGGAGCCAAAGAUGCUCCUGGCGAUGCCUGAAACUGGUCGCACACAUCAGAUCCGGGUGCACUUGGCCAGCAUCGACCAGCCGCUCGUCGGCGACCAGACGUAUGGAUCCAAAAGCUCGGAGCUCUCCAGCCGUUGCCCACGGCUCUUCCUGCACUGCCACAGGAUCCGCCUCCGCGACCUCGCGGGCCAGGCUCUGACGGCCGAGGCGCCGCUGCCGCCGGAGCUGCAGGAGCUCCUGAGCGGCCUCCAGGGCUUCAUGUAG